AUGCCACGGCAAACUUCAACCACCGUUUCCGGCGGCAAAGACGAUCAACCCGACGAAAUGUAUCCAGCAGAUUGCUGCGUUUGGUACUUGGUUAGCAUUUUAUUAUGCUGGCUUGUUCCUCUCUUCUCUCGUAUCGAGGGAAUAAAUGAUUGUUACGUGGAGCUCUUUGCUCACUCCGUCUCCGUCACAAACGCCACGAACGGAAACGUUUCAACAGCUGAUUGGAGAGUCGUUUUGAUUCCGAAGAGUCCAGUAACCGGAUGCAACAUCUCUCUCGAUGCAGUCACAUGGCGUCUCCUUCGUGGCGACAAGGUUAUCUCCGAGGCAUCUCCGUCGUUGGAUGAUUUCGGGAAACCAUUUACGUCCAACAAAACGGAUUGGCCGGCUACAACUGUCGAUUUCAAAAAGGUGGUGACGCCGGGAGUUAUCGGCAGCGUGAUUUGGGACUAUGGGGUGGAGAUUGCCGCCCGAUUGAAGGCAUAUAAUGCACAUGGUUUCUUGAUGGUGUCUUGCGGCGAUAUUCCGGUCAAAUUCACGGCGGACGCGCGGGGGAAUGUGAUUGGCUCAUUGUUCGGAAAUAUGCGACGAUGUGAUUAUGUAUUCCGGAAAUAA
This is a messenger RNA of Microthlaspi erraticum, 612 nucleotides long. The record is from the annotation of a GenBank genome assembly. NCBI's taxonomy places the organism in Eukaryota, Viridiplantae, Streptophyta, Magnoliopsida, Brassicales, Brassicaceae.